Brassicogethes aeneus is the source of this 2575-nucleotide messenger RNA. NCBI's taxonomy places the organism in Eukaryota, Metazoa, Arthropoda, Insecta, Coleoptera, Nitidulidae. The record is from the annotation of a GenBank genome assembly.
UCAUUAAUAUCUAUUUACAGCUUUUAUAUGUUUGUGUACAGGAUGUUUAUAAAUGUAGAAAAAAGUGCCACAUUUUAAGGGGAAAAUGCAAAAAUUUAAAUCAAGUGCCCUUAGCCGCUCAGAGAUUGUUUUUGUACCACAUGACACCUUUUUAACCUAUCAUAACCCACAACAAACAAGCACAUGUGAUUGAUUGUUAAAAUGAAGAGGGGCUGUACAUAGAGGAUUAGGGACAUUUCAAUUUAUUUACCUGACUGUGGGGCACCUUACGACGGGCCUCAAAGCUCCCCCAGCGGGCCUGGGCGCGAUGGACCUGGCUUUUUUGAUGCGGUUCUCGUGCCUUCUGACUUUACGCGCUGGCUGGUUAAACCAAGUUUUUACGAAACGCUGCCAGUCCUUGUGGAAAUGUCCAUUCGGAAUCAUAUUAUUACCCUUACCCAUCUUGAAGGAUUAUAUUUUUGAAACCUUCACUCGCGAACACGUGCAAACGUCGAAAUGGACGAAACGGAAAAGAUGUAAAUAUUUGGUUACUUUUCGCGUCACGAUGUUGCCUGCACUGAGCACCAGCCCACUAAUGCCAACUGUAUACCCGCGAUUUCAACGCAAAAGUUAUCGACUAAAUUGCACAAUUUAAACCUUAAAGUUCUCAAGAUUAACAGCGUUUAUAUACUUAUUAUUUAAAACUAUUAUUGCAUUUAAUAUUUGAUUAACUUUAAAUAGCUAAACAUAUACCAAGUGACGUCACGAUACCAUGUAGUCAUUUGUUAUGUGCAUGUAGUGCAACCAACAUAAAUCUUGUUACGUUGGCAUUACGCUAUAAUAAUUUUGUUUAAAUAAAAACUUUGCUAAUGCGUUUAUCUAAUUAUUUUGAGUUUACUUAAGUAAUUUCCUUAUCAUAAUGACUUGCAAUUAAUUUGCGUAAAAACGUUAUGUAAAUUAGCUGAGACUUAUCUUUGGUGACAUUUGUUUGAAUAAACGUCAUGUGAAAAAUUAAAAGUCACUAAAUUUCGAACGUCAAAUUCUUGGAGGUUUUCCAAUAUUUUUAUAAAUAUUUUAAAAACAAGUUGAUAAUUUAUUGAACGUUGUAAAUUUACCGCAAAAUACGAAGAAUAUUAACCACUUAUCAAAACAAAUUUCCGUGUGCGUUUUAUCAGUGCAAAGUAAACAAAGACAUUAAUUUUAUAAUCUGGCAGACAAAUGUUGAGUUGAAUAUGAACUACGCGGAAAAAUGUGUUUGUCCGCAAUUAAGGCACCCGGAAACUUACAACCCCGACACAGUGGACCUAAUAAACAACAUAAAAGAAAGAAAAUAUUGGUUAUCUUGCCUGGAACAAAUGGUGAAGAAAUUUGUGAACAAGGCAGAGGACUUAAACCCAGAUAAUCCCAAAGCCAAGGAGCAGGCCGAACAGAGCUACCAGACUUUUCACAAGCUAAUCGAGAGACUAACUUUGGACCCCUUUGUAAUAAAGUCGCUUAGUGUGAGAACUUUGUUAGAUUUCAAUGAGGAAACUCUGAGAUCGAAUAAUUUCAAAGAUGCCUGGUACAUACAGAAAGAGAAGGAGAGUGGUGUGGCUUUACUGGAAUUUAAGGAUAGAAUAAGUAAAAUUGAUUCUAUAUGUGAUUUUAACGAGAAAUGGUUGGAUUUGUGUAAAGGUGUCCUGGCGGGGAAUGUUUUUGAUUGGGGGGCGAAAGCUGUCAGUGAUAUUUUGGAACAUACAAAUAAUUUUGGGUUUAGUCAGGCACUUGAGACUAUACAGAAAAGGCCUUGGUUUAAAGAUGAUCUGGAUAAUUGGAUUGUUCAACUUAAGAAACACCCCUACGCGACAGCGGUAAUAUUCGUGGACAAUGCCGGGGUGGAUUUCAUCCUGGGCAUUCUGCCCCUGGCUAGGGAACUGCUAAAGCAAAAAACCAAAGUAAUUCUGACGGCUAACUCGCUGCCAGCGCUCAACGACGUCACUUACCACGAUCUGAACAUGUACUGUUGCCGCGCUGCGCAGUACUGCCCAGUUUUGAAGCGCGCUAUUGCAACUGCGCAGCUUAUAACGGUGGAGAACGGCCAGGCGGGGCCCUGCUUAGAUCUGACAACGCUGUCGCCGGAUCUGUGCAACUUGAUGUUGGACGCAGACUUGGUUAUCUUAGAGGGCAUGGGCAGGGCUGUACACACGAAUCUGUACGCAAAGUUUAAAAUCGAUUGUGUCAAGAUGGCUGUGCUGAAGAACGAGUGGCUUGCGCAGAGUCUCGGCGCACAGCAGUUCUCGAUUAUCUUCACUUACGAGCCCGCGCAGUAACAAAGUACCUGAUGCAAUCAAUGUGAAUGUAGCUUUAAAACAAUAAACGGACUUGCAGGGUGUACAGAAACUGUGGUGGGGUUCUGGGCACGUUGGAUUAAUAAGUGUAUACUGGACCAUAUCAAAAAAAAUUUUAUGAUCCAGUGUAUAUACAGAGUUUCAUUGAUAGUUUUAAUGUAAAGUUGCUCUGCAGUUUAUUUAAUUUUAAUUGAAAAGACUUUGUUUUAAUACUAGAUUGUGAUUUAUUGUACAUUAUGGAUGAAUUAAUAAAGUUAUAUUACCUACAU